This is a messenger RNA of Fusarium fujikuroi IMI 58289, 1551 nucleotides long. RefSeq lists its product as uncharacterized. Gene Ontology annotation, biological process: DNA-templated transcription; positive regulation of transcription from RNA polymerase II promoter by galactose. Gene Ontology annotation, cellular component: nucleus. Gene Ontology annotation, molecular function: DNA-binding transcription factor activity, RNA polymerase II-specific; zinc ion binding; RNA polymerase II cis-regulatory region sequence-specific DNA binding. The record is from RefSeq and is a predicted model, not a curated record. Bases 1 to 1551 code for a protein of 516 amino acids. The transcript has 4 exons. NCBI's taxonomy places the organism in Eukaryota, Fungi, Ascomycota, Sordariomycetes, Hypocreales, Nectriaceae.
AUGUCGUCAUAUCACGGCCAAGGCAGUCGAAGAGAGGGCGAUUCAUCCCUCGAAGAGACAGCUUCCACCUUUGCAAUGUCUCAAGGCACUAUCCUGGCCGAGCCGGCGGAGGCGCUGCGGCUUUGCAAUGUUUACGAAGAAGAGAUUAAUAUCUCACAUCCUUUCCUUGAUAUGGAAAUGAUUCGCAGCAACGUCGAUAAGUUAUAUGGCUCCAUUGCAAUCCUGUCUCGACAUAGAUGCGGGCGAAUUUCUCUGCAAGAUACCACCAUCAUCGGUCCCGACGACUUGAAAGUAGUCAAGUUGAUGUUCGCCACUGCUUUGAUUACAGAAACAGGUGGGCCAGGUGGACUGGCCAAGGCUCUAUAUGAGGAUGUCAAGUCCUCUGUUAACGAUAGAUUCUGGGGAGAUGUCACGACCUCUACCAUAAUCAUUUUCUUUCUCCUUGCAAUGUGGCAGUUCCUGGCGGAUAACGAUACCCUCGCUUGGAGGCUGACAGGCAUCGUCGCCCGUUGGUGUCUUGAGAUUGGACUGAAUCAAUCCCUCUUCAUUCAACAGAUGUCUGGAAGCGACCAUGAUCGUAGGAUGGCGGUCCGUCUCUUUUGGUGCAUCUAUGCCUUAGACCGGCGGUGGAGCUUUGGAAACGGGCUGCCCUUUGUAAUUCAAGAUUCAGAUAUUGACAAGAAUUAUCCAGAGCCUGAUGAUCAAGUUCCGUAUCUCAAAGCGAUGGUUGCUUUUAGCCAUAUCAUGUCGGCUGUAUGGUACGAAUCGUACGGCUCUCCAGCAGAUUCAUCCAGACGCAAAGGUCAGGACGAGGCGUCUUAUCUCGACUUUCGCAUCACCAAGUGGUGGGAUGAGCUUCCAGCAGAAUUACAGCUCGGCCAGAACGACGACCAGCAUUCGCGAGGAAUGAGGAGGCUGCGAAUACUUUUAUAUCUCACAAAGUGCCAGCUUAAAAUCCUACUACACCAAUCCGUGCUGCAUUCCCCGGCGCUUAUCCAGCAACAUUCUCAGACUGCUGAGUCCGUUGUGCGCUUAGCCAAAGACAUCAUUUGCAAACUUGAUGAUCUCCACCGCUCAACUGACAUAUACUCCACGCAGCAGAUGUGCUUUAACUACUUUCUGGUCCUCUCUCUGGGUGUCAUAUUCCUCGCCAUCUCGCAGGCGCCGGAACGAUUUGCAGGUAUGGUACAAGCGGAGUUUCAUGCUGCGCUUGACCUGGUCGAGAGUUUAAGCUCGAAUUCUUAUGUAUCGCAGAGGCUAUGGAGAUUUAUCCGUGGUCUGAGACCCCUAGGAAACAUAUUGGGCGCAACGGGCCAGCCAUGUCCAGAUAAGAGGGUACAGACAGGUAUGGUCAUGGAGGGCGCUCUGGCCCAAGACUUUUCUCAGACCUUGUUGGAGCCUGACCUAGGACUUUGGCAAUUCACUGAGGAAGCCCCCUUCCUGUUCCAGUCAUCGAAUCACCCAGUCGACGCCACUCAGUUGAUGGAGAACAUGAAAAGUAUUUUUGAGGCCAUGGAGAAAGACUGGGGCGAAGCAGGAGUGCAAAGUUGA